Sinocyclocheilus grahami is the source of this 645-nucleotide messenger RNA. Its product is annotated as serine/threonine-protein kinase pim-1-like. Gene Ontology annotation, molecular function: ATP binding; protein serine/threonine kinase activity. Gene Ontology annotation, cellular component: cytoplasm. Gene Ontology annotation, biological process: regulation of mitotic cell cycle; negative regulation of apoptotic process; protein autophosphorylation. NCBI's taxonomy places the organism in Eukaryota, Metazoa, Chordata, Actinopteri, Cypriniformes, Cyprinidae. The transcript is spliced from 3 exons. The record is from RefSeq and is a predicted model, not a curated record. Bases 28 to 645 code for a protein of 205 amino acids.
UCCAAACCUUUGCUUGCAGAAGUGGCAAUGUUGCUUCGGUUGGGACAACUUCCAUUAUGCCCCAAAGUCAUCAAAUUGCAUGAUUGGAUUGAGAAUAAGAGGAGCUUUGUGCUCAUAAUGGAGUACCCAGAACCAUGCCAUACCUUGAAUCAACACAUCAUGUAUUCAGACAACAUGAAUGAAGGAAAAGCACGCUGGUUAAUCUGUCAGUUAAUCCAAGCUGUGAAACACUGUAUUGACCGUGAAGUCUUCCAUGGUGAUAUCCACACAGGGAACAUCCUGUUGACUGACCCCAGUUUAGAGCUCAAACUAAUUGACUUUGGUUGUGCUCAUCCAAUCAGCAGUGAGGGCAAUCUCAGCAGUGAAUAUCGAGGAGCACCACUCUGCACCCCACCUGAGGUCAUAAGGAAUACCACAUUCCACGCUAACCCAGCAUAUGUCUGGGCAGUAGGUGCUGUGCUCUUUGAAAUCUUGCAUGGAUAUUUGCCCUUUGAAAGCCAAGAUAAAAUACUGCGUGGCUACGUUCAAGCAAAACCGACUUUAUCCUCAGCAUGCCGUGACCUGAUUUUCCAGUGUUUGAUCCGCAAUCCAGCUAACAGACUGAUGCUGCAGCAUCUAGAAGAGCACAGGUGGUUUAAUAACUAG